AUGGCUACUCCGCCACCCAGCGAGCCGAAAGCAGCCGCGGCCCGCCUAUGCGGCGUAUGCGAGAAGGAGCCAGGCAAAUACAAAUGCCCGCGCUGCACCAUGCCAUACUGCUCGGUCGCCUGCAACCGUACCCACAAAGAAAACCACCCGCCUGACGAGCCAAAGAUCAAACUAGAGCCAGAGCCGCCUAGCCGCCUCCGCGGCGAGAACAGAGACGGGGAAGACAAACACCCCCUCAGAGGGAUACUCGAGUAUCAAGCCGAUAUGCAGCGGCUUUUUCACAAGUACCCCGGCCUCGAUGAGGAGCUCGAUCGGCUCCAGCGCACGACCCUGCCGCCGAGCCCCACCGCUAAUGGCGGCGGCGGCGGACUGCUGCCGUUUAAGAUGCACCAGCAGCCGAUGUGGUCGCGCGACAUAGGUCUACGGCGGGGCGUCGAGGCGCUGCGAAAAGCGAGAUGCAACCCGAGCUCACUCGGUGAUGGGGUCCGCGAGUUCUGCGACCUCAUACUGUUUGCGCUCGUGAACGAGGCACGGGAGACGAACGCCACGGAGCUGGUCCGCCAGGACGUCGCCGCCGAGGAGGCUAAGAUAGUCGAGCGCUUGCUGAGAGAGGAGAUAGAGAAAGAUCGAUAG
Molecule: messenger RNA, 633 nt
Organism: Lasiosphaeria miniovina
Lineage: Eukaryota; Fungi; Ascomycota; Sordariomycetes; Sordariales; Lasiosphaeriaceae
Exons: 2
Coding region: 1-633 (210 amino acids)
Biological process (GO): maturation of LSU-rRNA from tricistronic rRNA transcript (SSU-rRNA, 5.8S rRNA, LSU-rRNA); box C/D snoRNP assembly; snoRNA localization
Cellular component (GO): nucleus; pre-snoRNP complex
Source: RefSeq, a predicted model, not a curated record